This is a messenger RNA of Pseudopipra pipra, 1133 nucleotides long. It is a transcript of the gene CEP41, whose product is annotated as centrosomal protein 41. NCBI's taxonomy places the organism in Eukaryota, Metazoa, Chordata, Aves, Passeriformes, Pipridae. The transcript is spliced from 9 exons. Gene Ontology annotation, cellular component: ciliary basal body. The record is from RefSeq and is a predicted model, not a curated record. Gene Ontology annotation, biological process: protein polyglutamylation; cilium assembly. Bases 74 to 1084 code for a protein of 336 amino acids.
CUUCCCUCCUCUCCUUUCUCGAGCCUCCCCUGGAAUUUCCUGGGAUUACAGGAAAAAAAAAACCCCAAAAACCAUGUCUGAAAACUCCACUGGAUCUUCCAGGACCGAACCGGAUUACAGGUAUAAAAAGGACGAGCUGUUUAAGAGGCUGAAGGUGACCACUUUUGCCCAGCUGGUUCUCCAGGUGGCUUCUCUCUCGGAUGAAACCUUGGAAGUGACGAGUGAGGAGCUGCACAAGCUGGAGGGUGACGACGAUGCUGCUGCUCCAGGUGAAGACGCCGAGGUGGCCGCGGGGACGAACGGGAAGGGAAGCCCCGAGGAGGCCCCCAAUCCAGUCCUGUUCCUGAACAGCACAGGGCCCGGGGAAUCCCAGCGUUCCACGCUCCAGAGCGUGAUCAGCGGGGUCGGGGAGAUGGACAUCGAGAAGGACUCUCCCAGGAAGGAGGACACCCAGGCCAAGGACCUGCCCUACCCAGACUGUCCCUUCCUGCUCCUGGACGUGCGGGAUCGGGACGCCUACGACCAGUGUCACAUCGUGGGAGCUUAUUCCUACCCUAUUGCCACGCUGUCCAGGACCAUGAAUCCAUACACAAACAGUAUUCUGGAAUAUAAAAACGCCCACGGGAAGAUCAUCAUCGUGUACGACAACGACGAGCGCUUGGCCAGCCAGGCGGCCACCACCAUGUGCGAGAGGGGCUUCGAGAACCUCUUCAUGCUCUCCGGGGGCCUGAAGGUCCUUGCACAGAAGAUCCCAGAGGGAUUGAUCACGGGCACGCUCCCGCUGUCCUGCCAGGUCCCGGCUCCCCCGGGAUCCGCCCGAAGGAAAACCUCUCCCAGAGCCCCUCCCACGCGGGCUGAGAACAAGUGGAGGUUCUCUGCAGAUGAUCUCCAGAAGCUGAAGUACUACCUGGAGGAGGAGCACAUUCCUUUGGACACUGCCAGCCGCCUGAGCCGUGGCAUUUCCAGCCGGGAUUCCAAGCCCACGUCCAUGAGGAGCAGCCCCAACCUCCACGGCUCCAACGCGGGAUCCCUCAGCUCCCGCACGCUCAGCAGGACCAGCCUCCAGAACAGGCCCUGGAAAUAACCGGUGGGGUCUCCUCCCACCGAAUAAAGGAUUAUCCAGGUUUUGGGAA